AUGUGCCCGUCGGAGAUGGGGACGUUGUGGCAGCAUUGGUCACCUGUGCUCUUCAGCCUGGCCGCUCUGUUUUCCAAAGUGUCCGAGAGCCGAGGGAUUUUAGAGAGCAUCCAGAGAUUCUCCCUGCUGCCCACCUACCUUCCUGUGAGCUACCGUAUCAACAAUGCUGAUAUCUCCUUCUUCCUCAAGGAAGCCAACCAGGACAUCAUGAGAAACUCAAGUUUGCAAUCCAGGGUGGAAUCCUUUCUGAUUUAUAAAUCCAAGAUGGCACCUUCCUUGAAUGCCAGCUAUGGGCCUUUUUCUGUGGAACAACUCGUGCCCCAGGACCUGCUGUUGCCUUCCAAUCCAUUUGCAUCUACCAACAAAUUUGCUCUCAAUUGGAAGCUAAAAGCCUACAUCAUGAGUGAUAAAAUCUACCUGAGUAGGCCCAGAGUUCAAAUCUUGUUCUACAUAGUGGGCAGGGAUUGGGAUGACCAUAGCACCACAGAGAGGCUGCCCUGCCUCCGAGUGUUUGCCUUCAGGGAGACCAGGGAGGUGAGAGGCAGCUGCCGCCUGGCAGGGGAACUCGGACUGUGUGUAGCUCAGUUGGAACUCCUGUCCAGCUGGUUUAGCCCCCCGACUGUGGUUGCAGGGAGGAAAAAGUCAAUGGAUCAAUCCGAAGGAAGUCCUGUAGAGCUUUACUAUUCCAUCCAACCUGGAGAUGAGAAAGGAGAUUGUACCAAGGAAGAGACAAGGAAAAACAAUGGAAUCCGACCAGGCCACAAUGAUAUUGAUGAAGUGGGUCCUCCCUUGCAGAGGAUUGGGAGUGUGUUUCUCUACCAGACUCACAGUGGGAGCCCUUCUUGGAGGGAACUUCACUUAGAUAGCAAUGUUGCCAUCCACUAUGUGGCCAAAACUGCCAAACAAGGAGAGAUUUUGACUUUUCCUGUUUCUGUCUCUAGAAAUUCCACUGAGGAUCAUUUCACACUGAGGGCGAAGGUAAAGAAAGGUAUGAAUAUUAUUGGUGUUCGAGCCAGCAACCCACACUUAUGGGAUGUUAAAGAGAGUGUGGAUUAUACGGGGAAAUAUGUGUGUCAGAGGAAAUCUACUACUUCUGAGAAUAGUGCGGAUGGUCAAUCCAAUGAAGUCAUGCAGAUCGAUAUAGAAAUUGAAGAGCUGAGUGACCUACCAGCCACGCAGCUAGUCACGUGGCAGGUUGAAUACCCUGGAGAGACUACCUCGGACCUGGGGGUGUCUAAAAUCUAUGUGAGCCAGAAGGAUUUGAUUGGAGUCAUCCCACUAGCCAUGGAAGCAGAAAUCUUGAACACGGCUAUUCUCACUGGGAAGACAGUGGCUGUGCCUGUAAAGGUGGUCUCUGUGGAGGAGGAUGGCACUGUGACAGAUCUUCUGGAGUCUGUGGAGUGUAGAUCAUCAGAUGAAGAUGUAAUUAAGGUGUCUGACAGAUGUGACUACGUCUUUGUCAAUGGAAAGGAAAUGAAAGGCAAAGUGAACGUUGCAGUGAAGUUCACCUACCAGCACCUGAGCAGCCCCCUGGAGAUGACUGUGUGGGUGCCCCGGCUCCCACUCCAGAUUGAGGUCUCUGACACAGAACUCAACCAGAUCAAGGGCUGGAGGGUGCCCAUUGUCUCAAAUAAGAGGCCAGUCCGGGACAGCGAUGAUGAGGAAGAAGAUGAAAGGCGGGGCAAAGGCUGCACUCUCCAAUACCAGCAUGCCAUGGUGCGUGUCCUUACCCAGUUUGUGGCUGAGGCCUCUGACUCUGGAGGACAGCUGGCCCACCUGCUGGGCUCUGACUGGCAAGUGGACAUCACGGAUUUGGUGAACAAUUUCAUGCAGGUGGAAGAGCCACGGAUCGCCAAGUUGCAAGGAGGGCAGGUUCUGAUUGGGCAGGAGCUCGGAAUGACUACCAUUCAGAUCCUGUCCCCGCUGUCGGACGCCAUCCUGGCUGAGAAGACGGUGACUGUAUUGGAUGAGAAAGUGACAAUCACUGACCUGGGGGUCCAGCUGGUGACUGGGCUCUCCCUCUCCUUGCAGCUCAGCCCAGGGAGCAACCGAGCAAUCUUUGCCACCUCCAUAGGGCAGGAGCUACUGCAGAUGCCUAAGCAGGAAGCUGCCAUAAGUUGCUGGAUCCAAUUCAGUGAUGGCUCAGUCAUGCCCUUGGAUAUUUAUGACAUAAAGGACUUCUCUCUGAUGGUGACAUCCCUUGAUGAAAAGGUGGUCUCCAUCCACCAAGACUCCACAUUCAAAUGGCCUGUUAUUACUGCUGAAAUGGAGGAAGGGCAGGGUGCCCUGGUGAAGGUGGAAAUGGUGAUUAGUGAAUCAUGCCAGAAGUCUAAGAGGAAGAGUGUGCUGGCUGUUGGGACGGGAAAUAUCAAAGUUAAGUUUGGCCAGAAUGAUGCCAACCCCAACACCAGUGACAGCAGACAUGGGGGAAGGGGUCACAUGGAAACCCAUGCCAGUGACAGGAGGUUUAAAACAACCUGGCAAGAAAGAAUGAGGCCAGAUGGGCAGUUUUUCAGCAAUUUCUCCAUGGACCGUAUGGAAGGCAGGGGAGCCACAACAGACAGAUCCAUCUUCUGGAAGAAGAAUAAACAAGAAAAUCUUUUAGAUGAUAAUAACCACCUACAAACCAUCCCCAUGGACUUUACCAGCUUCCCUGUCCAAGUUGAUCUCCCAAGGAACAAUGGAGAGACAGAGGAGAAUGACCUACUCCAAACACCCCGGGGCUUAAGUGACUUAGAGAUUGGGAUGUAUGCUCUGUUGGGUGUCUUCUGCCUUGCUAUUUUGGUCUUCUUAAUUAACUGUGUGACCUUUGCAUUGAAAUACAGGCAUAAGCAGGUUCCUUUCGAGGAGCAAGAGGGCAUGAGUCAUUCACACGAUUGGGUGGGAUUAAGUAACCGGACAGAACUUUUGGAGAAUCAACUGAAUUUUCCCUCCCCGCAGGAAGAGCAGAUCACUGCCAUUGACCGAGGGUUAGAUUUUGAGGAGAGUAAGUAUCUCCUCAACACAAACUCCCAAAAGAGUCUUAAUGGUCAGGUUUUCAAGUCUUCAGAAUCUCCAUUUGCUGAUGGGAAAGACCAGAAAAGUGAGCCCACAGCUUCCCCUACCUCUAAGCGAAAAAGGGUGAAAUUUACCACCUUCACCACCAUUUCCUCAGAUGAAGGAUGCCCCACGGUCAACUCCAUCCUGAUGAGCAGUGUGGAUGACAUCAAAUGGGUUUGCCAAGAUAUGGAUCUGGGAGAAUGUAAAGAACUGACAAACUACAUGGAAAGAUUACAUGAAAAGGUGUAA
This is a messenger RNA of Vombatus ursinus (common wombat), 3288 nucleotides long. It is a transcript of the gene TMEM132D, whose product is annotated as transmembrane protein 132D. The record is from RefSeq and is a predicted model, not a curated record. The transcript has 9 exons. Lineage: Eukaryota; Metazoa; Chordata; Mammalia; Diprotodontia; Vombatidae. Bases 1 to 3288 code for a protein of 1095 amino acids.